CGGUUGGUUAGUCGUUCGGUCAGCCUCUGCGAGUGGAGAUUGCGGUAGGACGUAUCGCGGUUUGUUUUGCAAUUUAAUGAGCGAUUAUUCGGUCAAUUUUCAUCAGUCAAACGGUCUUUCUAUGGCAACGCAUCGCUCGUUUUACCCGGAAGGAAUUAGCGAUCACCCUCGUGAUUAGGGCCGGCUUAAUUAUCCGACUGAAUGGCGCCAAAGAAAUUUUCUCGAAUAAAAUGUUAACGCGUUAAUUGGUUGCAUACGUAGUAAGAUUAUGCAUGGUGUCAGGGAAGCACACCGACAAUAGGAUAAAGAAAAACUGUCCGAUGUUAGAUGAGCCUCAGAGUGGAGUAAAAUGUGUCAUAACAAACGAUAGAUUCGAUUGUCUUAGAAAAGUUGGCGAAGAGCUCAGUGAUCUAACGGUCUUGGGACCCGAAGAUUUAGCCGCAGCUGCAUCGUCGAGAGAAUUUAAUAUUCUAGUCACAAACGAGUUAAAGUUCUUCCCCGAAGAAAAGUACCAGUAUCAAAUUAUCGCACUGUUCCGUACCACUUCGGGCAUUCAAGAUCUGAGAGAUGUUAGGGGAAAGAAAUUUUGCCAUCCUGGUUAUGAAUCCGCCAUUGACUGGACACCAGUACUAGCUACCUACUUUGAGAAUACUAUUAUUGAAAAAGAAUGCGAUCCGAACAAGACGUUAAUCGAGAAUCGCGUCGCAGCAGCAUCAAAGUUUUUCGGAGCUGCCUGCAUGCCUGGUCCCUGGACAACGGAUACGAACCUGGACAGUAAAUUAAAAUCGCGGUACAGAAACCUUUGUGCUAUUUGCGACAAUCCUGCGGGAUGUUAUUCGGAUGAUAAAUAUCAUGGGCGAAUAGGAGCGGUCAUGUGCCUGGCCGAUGGCAUUGGUGACAUUGCUUGGGUUCGAAUAGCCGAUGCACAGGAAUAUUUUCGAACACAAGGUAUAAACAAAGGCGACUACAGGUACUUAUGCUAUGAUGGAACAACACGGUCAAUGCAAACCGAGGAACCAUGUCCGUGGAUAGCAAAACCUUGGCCAGUUGUCGUGACAAACAGUAAUCAAAAUGAGAAGGUCUUCAACCUCAUGAUGACCCUAGAUACCCAGAACGUACCAUGGCAUGGAGCUUUGGUAAGACUUUUAGAAAACUAUCACUUGGCACAGAUAAAUCGCGACGAUUCUGGAACGCCAGGCGAUUAUUUGAGGAGAGUGCCUGGAUUUCUGAGCGCCAAUACCCAUACUCCUUGUAAGCCAUCUCGAACAAUCCAAUGGUGUGUCUCGUCAAACGUUGAACAGAGAAAGUGUAUGUGGCUUCGUCAAGCUCUUUCAGUUUAUGGCGAUGAACCAAACUUAUCUUGCAUCGCACGUACAAGUAGGAUGGCGUGCAUGGAAGCUGUAACACAGCAAGAAGCCGAAUUGUUCGUUAUAAGACCGGACGAAGAACUAGUAGCUAAACAGAAAGGGUUGAAGCGUGUAGUUCAUGUAUUUACAAACAAGAUAGAAGAUAUGAACAAAGUAGCGGCAGUGGUCAGAAGAGAUUCAAAAAUUAACAAUCUGGAGCAGCUCCGAGGAUUGAAGGCCUGUUUCACUGGGUACCAAACCAUUGGAUGGAACGCAUUCGUAUCAAUAAUGAGAAAUAUGUCUGGAAGCAACUGGGAUCCGUUAGACAUAAAAGCCGUGUCAAAUUUUUUCAAAGAAAGUUGUGUUCCGGGAUUGAAAGAAAACUCCUUCAAAAUUCAUACAUUUCCUUCGAAUUUAUAUUCUCUAUGCAAAGAAGGCGCGGAAUACAAAGAUGAAACAAGCGCUUUCAGGUGCCUCGUUAAUGGAGGUGGGGAUGUUGCAUUUAUUAGUGCAGAUACUGUGAAGAAGAACACUGGAAAUCAAAAUCAACAGACUUGGGCUCAUGGUUUGAAAGGUAGCGAUUUCAAACCAAUUUGCUUCAAAGAAUCAGACCCAGAUUCGUGUUUUCUCACUUGGACUACGCUUGGUUCAGUAAUGGUUAAUCAAAACAUAUCGUCGAUAAGAUUUGAAGAAAUAUACUCCACGUUACUUGAGAUGGAUCAAUUAUUUGGAAAAACAUACAAUGGACAGACUCCGGCUUUCUUGUUGUACGGAAGUUACGAUGGAAAUCACAGCAUCAUUUUUCCUGGACUACACUGUGGAAAGCGUUUCAACACGACGGUCUCAUACUUAGGAUUCUUAUCUCCUGCAAGAUUUGCUUCGAUGUUUGUGGUUGAGUCAAUUUGUGGUUCUUCUUCCUCUUCAUUCUCCCAGUUAAGAGACGGAGACGGUGUUGGAGUGGGAAUAAGCGAGCCUGGCGACAGAAUUGACAUCCGUGAUUCCACAGCAAAGCUUUGCGCUCCUUUUUCUGCCAGUAAAAUGUGAUCCGUGUUGUGCAUAACUAAUCGUGCCAAGCUUAUGGGAUGUUCUAUAUCUCGAACAGCACCCACACAUCCAAAUUGAAAACCACUGUCCGUUAUGCCUGCAUCCAUAACAACAUCACCAGUGUAAUCUAAAGAACCACCGAAGGCGCAAUUGAAGUACUUCUGACUUUCCAUGUGGCAAA
This is a messenger RNA of Neodiprion virginianus, 2571 nucleotides long. RefSeq names its product transferrin (gene Tsf3). The coding region runs from base 273 to 2390 and encodes 705 amino acids. The record is from RefSeq and is a predicted model, not a curated record. NCBI's taxonomy places the organism in Eukaryota, Metazoa, Arthropoda, Insecta, Hymenoptera, Diprionidae. The transcript is spliced from 15 exons. Gene Ontology annotation, biological process: iron ion transport. Gene Ontology annotation, cellular component: recycling endosome; plasma membrane; early endosome.